Messenger RNA from Mycena citricolor, 2544 nucleotides. Lineage: Eukaryota; Fungi; Basidiomycota; Agaricomycetes; Agaricales; Mycenaceae. The record is from the annotation of a GenBank genome assembly.
CCCAUAUCGUCAGAAGUACAUGACCUGAAAGCGGCGCAUCAGACAUUUCCAACUCAUCUUUCUCUGCCAUCAUGUCCCUCGAGCCUGGAUAUGGCCACAUACAGAUCGACCUUCACGGGCAGGAAGCUGUAUUCACUAAGAUGUCCUCGACAUAUCCCCUCAAACUCUUAUCGCCACGCCUGUCCCACAUUCCCGCCGUCGGAUUGGUCUACAUGCUCAGUUACGGCGGUGGACUGGUGAGUGGAGAUCGCGUAAAUUUGCAAGUCCGGAUCGGAGCUGGCGCGCGCGGUGUGUUGCUGUCACAGGGAUCGACUAAGGUGUUCAAAAUGCGCCCGGGCACGAGGGCGGCGACCCUCAAAACAUCAUCCGGCCAUGUACCCCACACCACACAAACAUUGACGGUACAAAUCGAGUCGUCAGGCUCACUAUUCUUGCUCCCCGAUCCAGUGACCUGCUUCAGAGAUGCCUCCUACACACAGACGCAGACUUUCUCUCUACCGCACGACGCGUCCCUGGUCGCAGUGGACUGGAUCACCUGCGGGCGGCAGGCGCUCGAAGAGGAAUGGGUGUUCUCUCGAUAUUGCAGCGUCAAUGAAGUGGUGAUAGAUGGGAAACGCGUUGUCCGCGAUGUCAUGGUGUUAGAAAACGAACCAGAUCGUCCCAGCGACAAACUCCCCAAGCGGACACUAGCACAGAAGAUGCAUCCAUAUCCUUGUUAUGCAACGGUGUUACUCUUUGGAUCCCAGACGCGUCAAAUCGUGGCUACUCUCAAAGAAGAAUACAGUCGCAUAUCCAUUCUCAAAACCAACACACCAGAGACGCUUUUGUGGUCGUUGAGUCAGACAGAGAACGACGGAGCGAUAUUGCGGGUGGCUGGGAAAGAGACCGAGCAGGUGAAGCGGGAGUUGAAGAGGAUGUUGAGUGGUCUAGAGAGCGUCUUGGGUAAAGAUGCCUGGGCACGGGUAUUGUAGCUUAUGUAAGUAGAACAUUUUGUUCCCAAAUCCUGAUGCUCUCUUCUCUGCGGCGAGGCUUGCUAGCUUCGGGUUCGCGUGCUCCCUCUUCAAUACCGUUGAACCUUUCCAGAGGUUAUGCGGAAAGCCGUCAUGCUCUGCGUAAGCUGGCCAAAAGACGCGAGCUGGAAGAGACCAUGUCACGUACGGAGGCCAUCUUCAAAACGUACAAGCCCGUGUCCCCUGGUCUUCGUCACCUCCGUCGCCCCCUGAAUCCUCACCUCUGGGCGGGCCGACCUAUUCUCCAACUCACAGUUGCCAAGCGCAAGACUGGUGGCCGCAACUCGCAUGGGCGCAUAACCGUGCGACACCGCGGCGGAGGACACAGGCAACGUAUCCGCACUCUCGACUUCAAGCGCGAAGAGCCGGGCAUCCACGACGUGGUCCGAAUUGAAUACGACCCGGGGCGCAGCGCGCACAUAGCCCUAUUGCAUAACCGGGAUCCAAACGCGCUGGGUGUGCGCAAAUGGAGCUACAUCGUGGCACCGGAGGGCAUUCGCGCCGGGGACCAAGUGCAGAGCUUCAGAGCUGGUAUACCCCAUGGAUUUGUGCCGGGGCUGGACGUGGACAAGCUCAAUGCGCGCACAUCGAAGUCGCAGAAAAGCACGCCGUCGCUUGCGAAGGACGCUGAGGAGUCCGCGGCGUUGGAAAAGUUGGAGGAAUCGUCGUCGCAAAACCUUGCGCUCGGUCUGCUUCGUACCUUGACGCUGAAGCCAGGAAAUGUUCUCCAACUGCGGCUGAUCCCCAUUGGGACUGUCAUUCACAACAUUGCGCUGGUACCCACUGGACCCGGAAUCCUCGUCCGCUCAGCUGGCUCCUCAGCGCAAGUCGUGGGUCACGAUGAAGUCGGACGAUACACCCAUGUUCGUCUGCAGAGCGGCGAAGUACGCAAGAUUCUGCAAGGCUGCUGUGCGACUAUCGGUCGCGUGAGCAAUCCAUUGUGGAAAAAUCGCAGUCUGGGAAAGGCGGGUCGGUCGCGAUGGCUGGGCUGGCGGCCGACUGUCCGUGGUGUGGCAAUGAACGCCAACGAUCACCCUCACGGAGGAGGACGAGGUAAAUCCAAGUCCAACAAACAUCCCGUGUCGAUCUGGGGUUGGGGAGCUCGUGGCACUCGUACUCGUAAACCCGGACCCAAGGGUCCCAAAAACAGUAACAAGAUGGUCAUCAAAGAACGGCCUCGGGGCAAGGCGACGCGUAGCAAUUAGAUUAGUUUACACACACUCCAAUAAGAGCCUAUGGUUGUCUAUACGCCCUCCUCGUCAUCGUCUUCCAUCUCUUCCUCGUCUUUAGUUAUCCUGGUCUUCUUCGAUCUCUCUUUAGAUUCCUCGCUUUUGCCGACCAGAUCUCGCCAGGCAGUGAGCUCCGCCCCGAUUUCUUCGCGAGCGCACGCGAUAGCAGAGCGAAGGGACGCGUAGUACUCUGUGCCUGCCACCUCGUAGGUAUGGGUCUUUGAUGUGGAUAGGGAGACGGGAACCACUAGUGUUUGAGGUGGGUUGAGCGCGUACGCGACGGUCAGAGGAGACAUGGAUGCUUG